AUGCGCGGGGUUGCAGCGGCGCGUCAGUCUAGCGGCGGCCGUCGCGCGGGGCGGACGUCGCGAUGUGAGAUCGUGCCGGCCGCAGCCAUGACCGAGGGGGCGGGCAGGCCUCGGCCCGCGCCGCCCCGGAAGCCCGACUCGCUCGCCUUGAGCUGGCCGCGCUGGGACGAUCCUCCGCCUCCGGCCCCGGAGCCCAACAAGCCCGGCCCGUCGCCUCUGAAUGACGAUUUCGGCGGCUUCUGUCCAUACACACCCCCGAACCCGAUCGUGACCGAGACUGUGUCGCGUCGCAGGCCGCCCCCGCCUCGGCGGCCGCAUAGUGUUGUUUCCCCGCGUCCGUUGAAGCAGUUGUCGACUAGGCCUCACUCUAUAGGUGCUAUCGAGGAUGAGUGGCCGCCGGUGCCUCUGCUGCAGCCGGUGCCGCGGCGGCCGCGGCCGGCGUGCAGCUUGUCGACGCUGCCGCGCGCCUACAACAUACCCUCGUCGAGGAGCGACUAUCAGUUGCAACGGCCGGCGAUUAUGACGAACGGUUACGGCGCGGUACCGCCGGCGGCGUCGCGGCGGUUGUCGCUGCCGGGGCAGCCUCCUCAGGCCCCGCCGAAGCCUUCCGCUACGUUCCACGGUCUGUCGGCUCUCAUGGGGCCGUACCCGGCCCUGGGCACUCCUGGGACGCCGAGCACCCCGGCGGCGGUGCGUGAAGCCGUCCGCCACCUGCUCAUGCAGCCGCGCAACGGCUUCCCGAUCAUGGACCACAAGCUCUCCCUCUUCAUCGAGAUUCUCGACGCUCAGGAGAAAUUCUCGCAGGUGACUAAAGCCUUAAGUAACUCGUCAAUGCAAAUUGUUCGUGUCGUUAGCUCGAUCAUCGUCUGA
This is a messenger RNA of Cydia amplana, 870 nucleotides long. RefSeq lists its product as uncharacterized. The coding region runs from base 1 to 870 and encodes 289 amino acids. The record is from RefSeq and is a predicted model, not a curated record. The transcript has a single exon. Lineage: Eukaryota; Metazoa; Arthropoda; Insecta; Lepidoptera; Tortricidae.